This is a messenger RNA of Closterium sp. Naga37s-1, 19329 nucleotides long. NCBI's taxonomy places the organism in Eukaryota, Viridiplantae, Streptophyta, Zygnematophyceae, Desmidiales, Closteriaceae. The record is from the annotation of a GenBank genome assembly.
AUGGAUUCAGGGAGAGGUGAUGCCGGCAUGGGGUUUGUGGAGGCGGAGGAUUUCGGGCAGCACGUGGACUUGACGCAGCGGAUUCGCGAAGUGCUCGCGAAUUACCCCGAGGGUACCACGAUUCUUAAGGAGCUGAUUCAAAACGCCGACGACGCUGGCGCUUCCAAGGUGUCCUUCUGUCUGGACCAUCGCACGCACGGCACGGCGUCGCUCGCCUCCGCGCCUCUCGCCCAGUUCCAGGGCGCUGCGCUGCUCGUGCACAACGGCGCUGUUUUUUCAGAUGAGGAUUUUGCAAGCAUCUCACGGUCUAUCAUCUCAUGGACCUCCCUUCCUUCGUCAACCGUCAGUUUGUCACCUUCCCUCCCUCCCUCCUCCCACUCCCCAUUGUUCCCCCUUCCUCUUCACCCCCCUCCCCACCCCUCAUCGCUUCCCCCUCACAGCAUCGGAUUCAACUCAGUCUAUCAUCUCACGGACCUCCCCUCUUUUGUCAGCCGUCAGUUCGUCACUUUCUUCGACCCGCACUGCGCCUACCUGCCCCGCGUCUCCGCAGCCAAUCCGGGCAAGAGAAUAGAUUUCGUCGCUGCCCGAGCGGCGAUGGCAGCGCAGCGGGACCAGUUCUCCCCGUACUGUGCAUUUGGGUGCGACAUGCUGAGACCGUUUGCAGGGACGCUGUUCCGGUUUCCGCUGCGAACGGAGGAGCAGGCUGGAAAGAGCAAGCUGUCACGGCAGGCGUACAAUGCAGCUGACAUGGCGGCUCUGUUGAGGGAGUUUGAGUUCCCGCUCGCGGGAGGGACGGAGGAGGAGGCGCUCGCGGGUGAGCAAGCUGUCAAGGCAGGCGCCGAGGCGGUCUCCUCUUUGCUCUUCCUCAAGCACGUGGAGCGAGUGGACGUGUUGGAGUGGCAUCAGGGCGCCACCGCCCCGGUGCCUCUCUUCUCCUGCCGCAUCUCCUCCCCCGACUCCCCCCUCCGCUUCCACCGCCAAGCCUUCUCCCGCCUCGCCCGCCCUGCUGCCGCUGCUGGUGCUGCUGCCGGCGCUGCUGCUGCCGGUGCCGCGGUUGGAGGUCGGGCUUCAGGAGGUGGAGGGGGAGCAGGGGCAGGGGUGGUUGCGAGUGAGAAGGACAGCACGGAUUUCUACGAGAUUGGGUUUGUCAGCGAGUCGUUUUCCCCAGGAAGCGCAUCUGAAACUGUUGGGGGGACUAAGGAGGCGGCUGGGGUGGGUGAGAAGGGGAGAGGGAGGAGGGAGGAGCGGUACUUUGUGUCGCAGAGGAUGGGAGGGGCGCUGGGAACGGUGGGGCGCAUGGCAAGGCGAGCAGCGGAGGAGUAUGAUAUUCACCUGGUGCCGUGGGCGUCUGUGGCUGCUAGAGUGGGCUGUGAAGGAGACACACCAGACGCACCGGGCGCCUCUUUCCAGGGCCGGGCCUUCUGCUUCCUGCCUCUCCCAGUGCGCCCCAACCUCCCAGUGCACAUCAACGGUUACUUUGAGCUCUCCUCCAACCGCCGAGACAUCUGGUUCGGCGAGGAUAUGGACAGAGCUGGCCGCCUCCGCUCCCAGUGGAACGCCGCCCUGCUGCAGCUCGUUGCCGCCCCGGCCGAUGAGGAAUUCCGCGAUCCGGAUGGCUUGGAGCUAGCUCUGGUUCGGGAGGGCCUGCCGAUCGUCCGCGUCUCGCCGAACCUCCGGGAGAUGCUCUUCCGGUGGUCCGUUUCCAAGCCUAGAAUCACCAUCCCUAGUGUGUCCCUGCUCCCCCCCGACUGGUUCGGACAGGACGAGGUUCCCUGGUUCGGCAGCGUCUCCGAACCUGCUGGUUCGGGGAAGCGUGCGCUUUCAGCGGCUGUGGCGCCGCCGUCUGUCCGGUGGGUCGGGCUUCUUUGGCAGUAUCUGGCUGCCAGCUGUAAGGAUUUGACGGCGUUUUCCGGUUGGCCGCUGCUGCCGACGAAACAGAAGACACUGUGUGCGCUGGAGAAGGGACGGUCUAGAGUGAUUUUGGUUGAGGAGGAGGAGGGGGUGGAGGGGGUGGAGGGGGAGGGGAAGGAGAGAAAGGAAGAGGGCGAGGGGAAGGGACGGAUUUUGUCGGCAGGUGGCGGUUUUCAUGCAAUUUCGGGGUUGCUGGUGAGGCUGGGCUGCCGUAUUCUCUGGAGGAAACUCCCCUCUGGUGUGGCGGAGGUGGGGCAUGUGGGGGAGGGUGGGGAUGUGCAGGGGGAAGCUGUGAAUGGGGAGGCUCUGCAGGUGGCACAUCCGAAUCUGCAUGAGUUUGUGCGGGCAGCCACAGGGGCAGGUGUGUUGGACGCACUGCAGUCAGCAGCAGACUGGCAUGGUGUGCCCUUUGCUGUGCUCUUCCAGAUGGCUGAGACCGCUCUUGAUAAAGGUUCCCCCCCUGCUGCUGCUCCUGGUGCUGCUGGUGCCCGUGGUGGUGGUGGUGGUGCUGCUGGUGUGGCUGCCCCAGCUGGAGUGGAACCAGCGUUGCUAGGCGAGUCUUUCCUCUGCCCCUCAGACGACCGCGAGGCUGCAGUGCUCUCCCGUGCCCUCGCUAUUCCCACGCUUCCCCGCCCGGCGUUUUUCAAAAUGCAAGUGCUCGCUAGGGUCCAAUCGCUGCCGGCCGGGCUCCGAAACAGGACGAUGCUUGCCGUGCUGCAGGAGCUGCCGCAGCUGUGCACUGCGGAUCCGGGGUUGCGGGAUGUGGUGGCGAAUCUGGCGUUUGUGCCGGCGUGGGAUGGGAAGGGGGAUGGGCAGCAGCAGAAAUUGCAGCAGCAGGAGGAGGUGGAGGGAGGGGAAGCAGCAGGCGCAUCAGCAGCAGGACCAGCAGCAGGAGUGGCAGGAGCAGCAGAGACAGAUACUGACAUAGGAAAUGAGUCCCUUUGCCGCCCAGUGGAUCUGUACGAUUCUCGCAACCCAGAGCUCUGCCACUUGCUCCAAGGAAUGGCUGGCAACUGGUUCCCCGCCGCCCCGUUUUCGUCCUCUUCUGCCCUUGAGAUGCUACUCAGCGUGGGGCUCCGCACUGCGGUUACCACCGAAACGAUUCUUAGCUGCGCCCGGGCUGUGGAGAGCAUUGCCGCUACAGAUGCGGCUGUAGCGCGGGAGCGCGGGCGGGUUCUUUUGUCCUAUCUGGACGUGAACGCGGCAAGAUGGGUGCCUGUGGCGCAGGGGGGAAGCGCAGGGGCAGGAGGAGUAGGGGGGAGAAGGGGCAUGGGGGGCGGAGGCGGGGGAGGGGGCGGUGGAGGAGGGGCAGGGGGAGGUAUGUUUGCGCGUGUAUCGAGUCUGUUUCAGAGCAGUGAAGCAGCAGAGGAGGCUCAGCGCGCAGCAGCUGAAAUGGCCUCCUUUUGGAGUGAGCUGACCUCCAUCUCCUGGUGCCCUGUGCUUGUCCGCUCCCCUGCCCCACCCUUCCUGCCUUGGCCCGGGGGUGGGGACGCGAACACAAGUAGCGAAGACUCAUUAGGCGGAACGGGAGGUAAAGAGAAAGGACAAGAGAGAGCAGAUGAGUCUCGUCCUAGUCCCGUCGCUCCUCCUCGCAUCGUCCGCCCACAGAUCGACACCUGGCUCGCGUCAGCCAGCCUCCGGAUCCUGGACGGCGAGUGCCGCUCCACGCUGAUGUGGCGCCAGCUAGGAUGGGCGCGGCCGCUGACGGGGAGUGUGCUGGCGGCGCAGCUGCUGGAGCUGGGGCGUGUGUGUGGGGCGGAGGUGGCGGAUAGGGGCGCGGGGAAGGCCCUGGCAGGGGCAGUGCCGAGGAUAUACACGAUGCUGUCGGACAUGCUGGGGCAGGAGGAGAUGGAGGUGGUCAAGGCGAUUCUUGAGGUGAGUGCUUCGCAGGGGCAGGAGGAGGAGGAGAUGAAGGUGGUGAGAGCCAUUCUGUGGGUGUGGGUGGGAGACGGCUUCUGCUCCACCACAGAGUGCGCCUUCUCCGGUCCCAUCCACCUCGCGCCCUACCUCCGCAUCAUCCCGGCCGACCUUGCCGCCUUCCGAGACCUCCUGCUCGCCCUGAGGGGCUGCAGGUGGGUGUGGGUGGGAGACGGUUUCUGCUCCACCACAGAGUGCGCCUUCUCCGGUCCCAUCCACCUCGCGCCCUACCUGCGCAUCAUCCCCGCCGACCUCGCUGCCUUCCGAGACCUCCUGCUCGCCCUGGGGGUCCGCGAGUGCCUCUCGGGGAAUGAGUACGCCUCUGUGCUUGCGAGCAUCGCUAAAGACGCGCAAGGCCGCCCGCUCGCGCCGCGCCAGCUGGCGGCUGCUGUCUGGCUGGUGCAGCAUCUGGCGGAUCUGCAGUUUGAUUCCGGGGCGGCGGGCGGGGGAGGCGGGGGAGGAGCGGGCGGAGUGGGGGGUGGGGGAGGGGGAGGAGAAGGAGUGGGGGUUGUUGCGAGGGGAGGAGGGGGAGGGAGAGGAGGAGGCAUGGUGUAUGUGCCAGACGCACAGGGAAUUCUAGUGCAUGCCUGUGAGCUUGUGUAUAACGAUGCUCCCUGGUUACCCCAGUUCAUGCGCUCGACUCCCCACUCUCCUCCCUCCUCUCCUUCCGCCGCUCCUUCCGACGCUCCCUCCCCUCCCACUUCCACUCCCUCCUCUCACCAUGCCUCUGCGGCAAACCCAGGCUUCCCAAGCAGCCACGCAGGCUCGGCGGCACCGCCCGAGCCUACCCUCCAGGUUCGGUUCGUCCACGCCAAGAUCUCCAACGACGUGGCAGACAGGCUCGGCGUCCGAUCCUUGCGUCGCCAGCUCCUAUUGGACAGCGGAGCAGCAUCCAUGGCUCUCUCCCUCCACGCCUCUGCCUCCUCCCUCUUCUCCCCCACAUCCCUAGCUGCUUCUACCGGGGCUGCUUCUAACGGGGAUGGGGUGGAGGCGUUCGGGCAGCACGAGGCUUUAACCACUCGUUUAAAGCACAUUGUGGAGAUGUAUCCAGAGGGGCCGGGGGUGCUCUGCGAGUUGGUGCAAAAUGCGGAUGAUGCUGGGGCGAGGGAAGCGGCGUUUCUUCUGGAUCACUCCCGGUUCGGCGCUUCUUCGGUGCUCAGCCCGCGAAUGGCUGACUGGCAGGGGCCGUCUCUGUAUGCAUACAACGAUGCUGUGUUCUCGGAUCGCGAUUUGAUUUCGAUUUCGCGCAUCGGGCAGGAUAGCAAGCUGGAGAAGCCUAGUGCUAUUGGUCGGUUCGGGCUCGGUUUCAACUCAGUCUACCAUUUCACCGACGUCCCGGGGUUUGUUUCCGGGCAGAAUCUGGUGAUUUUCGACCCUCACGCGUCGAACCUGCCCGGAAUCACGCCCUCCCACCCGGGCCUGAAGAUCAGCUUCGUCGGCCGCGGCCUCCCGGACCAGUUCCCGGACCAGUUCCGCCCGUUCCUCCUCUUCGGGUGCGACCUGCAAUCCCCGUACCAUGGCACUCUGUUCCGGUUUCCACUUCGGUCCGAAGCUGCGGCGGGUCGGAGCGAGAUCAAGCACGAGCCGUGCAGCCCAGAGGAUAUCCGGCAGCUGUUCAAAUCCUUUCAGCGCUCGGCCACAGAAGCGCUGCUGUUUCUGAGAAACGUGGGGCGGAUUUCGGUUUUCGAGAGGAUAGAUGCCGGGAGUGAGCCGAAGCUGCUGUUUUGUGCACAGAGAGUAGUUGCUGGUGAGGGGGGGGCGUCAGGAAUGCCUUUUGUUUCAGCACUUCCGUCGCCAGGAAUGGGUCUGAGGGCCCUGGGGGAUUCGGCUGAUGGGGGCAGUUUGCAGCGAGCUAUUUUCGAUUUUGUUCGGGGCAGCCCGCAAAAUCCUCUGAAUAAGGACCAGUUUUACCACAAGCUGCAGCGGGCAGCUGAAGGGCAGCUGCCGAGGCAAUGCGGGCGGAUCUCGAUUUUAGUGACUGAUGGGGCGGGACACGUGGCGGCUUCUGAUUGGCUCGUGUCGAACGCGCUGGGCGGGGGGCAGGCAAGGGAGUGGGCUGUUGCAGUGGAGAACAGGCCGAGAGGGUUCCUGCCGUGGGCCGGCGUCGCUUGUCUUAUUCAGUGGGAAGAGGAGGGGAAUACCGGGCUGGUGAAUCUGAUGGGAGUGGGGGAGGAAUCGGAGGAAAGCAAAGAAGGGAAAGAGGAGGGUGGUAACCCACAAGAGGAGAAGCACCAAGUAGGUGGAGGAGUAGGAGGCAGGGCCGAUGAUACAGGUAAGGAAAGAACGAGGCUGCAAGGAAGGGCCUUUUGCUUUCUGCCUCUGCCCGUGAAAACAAACCUCCCAGUGCACGUCAACGGGUACUUUGAGCUCUCCUCCAACCGCCGAGACAUCUGGUUCGGCGACGACCUGGCAGGUGCGGGCAAGGUUCGGUCCGAGUGGAACCGGCGGCUCCUGGAGGACGUGGCAGCUCCGGCGUACGCUCGGAUGCUUGCCGAAGCUACCAAGCAGCUUGGGCACGGGCCUGCGUACCAUGCUCUCUGGCCCGGGGCAGGGGCAGGCUCGGGGUUGCGUUUGGGUGAGGAUUCUGGCUCGGGUGCGGUUCGGAGGCAGGUUCGGGGAGAGCUGGUGGAGCCUUGGGAAUCGCUGGCCAAUCGGGUUUAUGUGUGUGUGACUGAGCUCGAUCUGGGUGUUAUCUGGACAGGGGCAGCUGGGGGGAGGUGGAUUUCUCCAAAACGGGCAGUUUUUGCAGACACAAGCUACCCAAAAAUGGAAGAUCUUACAAAUAUUCUGGUCCGGGCAGGUCUCCCCUUGGCAGAUGCUCCGUACCCAGUGGUGGAAAGAUUUCGCUCGGCCUGCCCGCAGCUCAGGUUCCUGACUCCAGCGCUCCUCAGAAAGACUCUGAUUGGCUCGGGCAGGCAGAUUCUUUCGAGCUGCCCGGACGUGGGCCUGGCACUGAACUACUGCCUGAGUGACGUGGACGUGGAAGAAGCUGCUGAGAAGCUUCCAGGCCUCCCACUCAUUCCUCUGGCCAAUGGUACUGUAGGCGCGUUUUCCAAGAUUGACAGUGGCAGCAGCAGCGGCGGCGGCAGCAGGAGGGGUGGGUUGAUGAGUGGAGGUGUGAUGGGUGGGCAUUGGAGCGCUGGGAUGAUGAAACAGUGGGACCCUCGAGCCAGGGCCACCAGCAGCAGCAGCAGGGGGGCCUUUGGAACAGCAGGCAGUGGCACCAGUGGCGGCGCCGGCAGCUUUGGGGGAGGAGGGGCGGUGAGGCUGAUAGUGACUCGGAAUGAGGCGGAGUUUUCGCUGCUGCUCCCCAGUGCCGCCCACCUGCUGGUGCACCGACAGCUGGCAGCAGAGCAGGGCGAGGCGUGGGGGAAGCUGCAGGCCAUGGCCGGGUGGUGGGAGGAGGGGGAGGGGGACAGGGAGGGGGGUGGGGACGGGAUGGGUGCGGCGGGGAAUGCGAGUGGUGCUGGUGCUGGAGGGGGGAUGGACGUGGGAGAGGUUUUAGGGUUUUUGAACGAGACUCAGCAGCUGCAAACGCAGCAGAAGCAACAGGAGCAGCAGAGGCGUAGAGAAAGGGCGGGUGCAGGGGUGAAUCUGGCGGUGGUGUCGGUGCCAGUGCUGGCUGAGCUCAUGCCUCUGCUGCUGCCAGACCUGUCGCUCAUCGCUGAUUGGCCGCUCGUCCCAACCACCAAUGGGCAGCUGCGGCAGCUGCAGGCAGGGGGCCCGCUGCUGCGACCGGGGGGAGGGGACGGGUGGAGUGAGAGCAUGCUGUCUCUCUUUGCACGCCUGGGCGUGUAUGUGGUGCGCAGCGAUGUGAAUCUGGACCACCCGGGCUUGAGGGAGUAUCUUCACGACGCCUCGGCUGCUGGGAUUCUCGAUGCCAUUGCUGCUGCCGCCGCGAACCAUGCUGCUGCUGCUGCGGCUUCUGCCGCCGCCUCUUCUGCUGCUGCAGCGAAUAGACGAGCAGUGGGAGUAGGCCUGGCAUCGUCAGAUGUUAGAAGAGGAGCAGCAGGAGGAGGAGCAAGAGUAGGGGCGAGAGCAGGAGCAGGUUCAUAUGGGGUAGGUCUAGCUGCGUCAUUUGACCUUGUUGAGUCAGCAGCAGCCAACCAGUCAGCAACCUCUGUUGCUGCUGCUGCAGCUCAGGUGCCGCAUCUGGAUGCGCUCCUCUCGCUCUUCCAGGGAGCAACGGACGGGGAGAGGAGAGAGCUGCGCAGCAUCUUGUGCCAGUCCAAGUGGUUCCCCCCAACAGAUGGCCCUUCCGACUCAUCUGCUGCUGCUGCUGGUACGGUUGUUGCACAUGCCUUUGGCCUGUCCAGAGGUCUCAAGCAUGUUUCAGAACCUGCCCCGUCGCAUCCAGGUGGCGUUCUCUCAGAGCGCCACAUCAGCAUGCUGCGAGCGCUGCCGAUCUUCGAGUCUUACGGCACCUGGUCGGCCCCUGAAACCCGGUCAGAUGCAGAUAAAAAACAGCAAGGGGGUGGUGCUGGCCUCUCCGCUGGUCUCUCUGCUGGCCUCUCCGCUGGCCUCUCCGCUGGGCGUGUGUUUGUGGAUCUGCUCACAGCUCCCCGCUUCUUUGCCCCGCCAUCCAUCGACGAGUCGCUUCUCGACGCCUCAUUCGUCCGCAUCGACUCCGACAAGGACCACCGAAUCCUGCGCUGCCACCUGGCGGUCUCCCCGAUCUCCCGCACUGCGUUCUACCUCAACCACCUCCUUCCUCGCAUCCGUGCCGCUGCUGCCGUCGCGGCCACCACCGCUACUGCUGCUGCUGCUGCCAAUGCCACUCCUGCUGCUGGUAGUGGUGGCGCCGCUGAAGCAGCAGCAAAAGCAACAGCAGCUGCAGCGGCAGCAAGGGGAGGGGUGAAGGGAUCGGCGGUGGUGCCGUUGAGUGGAGAGGCGGGGGUGGCAGCGAUGGUGGCAGUGGUGAGGGACCUGCCGCGGCUGGCAGAGGAGGACGAGCGGAUAGUGAAGGAGCUCAGCAGGCUGCCUUUCCUGCCCACCCCCUCCGGCCUGCUCAAGGCGCCCUGCAGUCUCUACGACCCACGGGUGUCUGAUCUCACAUCUCUCCUCGACGCUUCUCUCUUCUUCCCAGCACCGCCCUUCUCCUCCCCCGCCCUCCUCCCAACGCUCCUCUCCCUCGGCCUCCGCACCACCAUCGACCGCCGGGCCUUGCUCGCCUCUGCCCGGUCUAUCCAAGAGGCUUGCGGAGUAGUGGGCGAGGGACAGGGUGCAGCAGCAAGGCAGGGUGCGGCAGUAGGAAGGGGUGGUUCUGAUUUUGAUCGGUCGGGUGGUCUUCGUGGUGAGAUCUUGGCUCGAGCCCGUGCCUUGCUGGCGCAUCUGGAUGCGCGCCAGGUGGCGGAAGAUCAGUGGAGGAGCCUUGGCGGAGGGAGGGCAGGGGGCGAGGAGGAGGAGGAGGGUCAGGGUGGGGUUGGGAGUAGGGGCGGUAGUGGUGGUGGUGGUGGGUUUGAUGAUGGCUUUUUGGAAGGUGGUGGUGAUUGGUCAAGAUUGGGUGCACUGGGCGGCUUUGCCGCCCGGGGAUUCAGUGGAGAGGAUGGCGAUGCGGCUGUGGUGGGGAGGAAGAAGGGGAACAAGGGAGAGAGGAGUGCGGGUGCUGGUGGUGGCACUGCUACUAGUACCACUGGCAGCAGCAGCACCAGCAGCAGUGGCGGCGGUGGCAGCAGCAGUAGCAGCAGUGGCGGCCGCAUUGGUGAAGUUGUGGAGGAGGAUAUUCCUGAGGAUGCCUUUUGGGAGGAGCUGAAGGGGAUCUCGUGGUGCCCUGUGCUGCAGAGACCACCGGAUUCCGCCCUUGCUACUCCCGGCAGUGGCGGCGGUGGUAUUGUGGUCACUGGGUCUACCUCCAAUGACCACAGCAGCACCACUGCCACUCGUGGUACCACUGGCAGCACCAGCAACAGCAGAAGUACCGACAACAGGAACAGCAGCAGCAGCAGCGGUGCCAUCCAGCCGCCCUGGAAGGGAAGUCCGUCCGGGUUCAUGCCGCCCUGCGCCGUCCGGCUGCAGGACGACGUGUGGGUGGUGGGCGGCAGCAUGUGCAUUCUGGGCGGCGAGGUGCGGUCGGACAGCCUGGCGCGCAAGCUAGGGUGGCGAGACCCCCCGCCUGUGGAGGCUCUGGUGUCUCAGUUGCUUGCUCUGGCCGCUCUGCAUGGUUGUGCUGCGGCUGAGAGGAGGGGGCGGGAGGAGAGAGGGGAUAGGAGCGGGGAGAGGAGGGAGAAGCGAGGGGUGAGGAGAGGGGAGAGGAGGGGCGGGAGGAGUGAGGGUGAGGUUGAUGGAGAGAGGAGGGACGAGCAUGGAGAGGAAAUGGAAGGAAAAGGAGAGGAGAGAGAGGAGGGAGAGGAGGGUGAGGAGGAGAAGGAGGAGGAGAAUGAGGAGGAAGAGGAGGAUGAAGUGACAGUGCUGGAACGGAUCUUAUCAAAAGAAGUUCCGAGAAUCUAUGCGUAUCUGGAACAGCACAUGGGCUCUCCGUCCUUUUCUGCCGCUCGGACGUCCUUCCAAUCAGUGGCCUGCAUUUGGGUCGGCGACACCUUCAUCGCACCUUCCUCCCUCGCCUUUGACUCGCCCGCCCACUUCCACCCCUACCUCCAUGUCGUGCCGACAGAAGCCGCCCGCUUCCGCACCCUGCUGACGUCACUAGGCGUUAGGGAGACAUUCCAGGCUAUAGUGGAUGCUCUGCCGCCAAGUGGCGAGCCGCCAUUGGCCGGCACGGUCCUGGUGCCCGAGGCUUCAGGGGGGCUGGUGGCGGCUCGGGAGCUGAUUUUCAACGAUGCUGCGUGGCUCGGUAAAGCAACGGUGGACGGGCGGAGUCGCUUUGUGCAUCCCGACGUGCCCCACGCCAUAGCAGAGCGGCUCGGCUCGCGCUCCCUGCGAGGGCUGUCGCUGGACGGCCCCUCUGCUGCCACCUCGCUGCCUUGCCUCCCAGCGGUGGUAAUAUCGGAGCUCCUAGAAGGCUGGGCAGCGGACGCGCACCUCCUCCUCUUCGAUCUGCUGGAGGUGGCGGAUGCAUGUGGUGCCCGCGGGGUGGAAUUCGUGUGGGACCAGCGGCACCACCCUGAGAUCUCCCUGUUGCAGCCCAACCUGGGUCAAUUCCAAGGUCCAUCUCUCACAAUCCUGUUCCACGGGGCCCAGCUCACUUCAGAAGACAUUUGCCACCUGCACACGCCCCCCCCCAUCCGCCUCCGCGACGCCACGUGUCGCUACGGCACUGGUCUGCUCGGCGCAUACCACCUCUCCGACCUCCCCCUCAUAGUCUCAGGAAGCUUCCUCUACGCCUUCGACCCCUCGGGCCAUCAUCUUUUCUCUGGUUCGGCCGGUGGUGCUGCUGCUGGUGGUGGCAGUGGUGGCUUGUCUGCUGCUCGCGGCUCAUCAGGGUCACCUGGUGGAUCGAGGAGGAGAGGAGGAGGGGACGACAUGGCUGCUCCUGUUGCUCGAGCCUUUUCCCUCAAAGGCUCAGGCUCCUCAAGCUUCAUCAAUCGCUUCCCAGACCAGUUCCGGCCCCUCACCUUCGCCCCUUCCUCCUCCUCCUCCUCCUCCUCUCACUCUUCUCACUCCUCUCACUCCUCUCACUCUUCCCACUCCUCUCACACCUCCACCACCGCCACCUCUUUCUGGUACGAAAACACGGUACUGCGCUUGCCCCUUCGCACGCAGCAGCAGGCAGACUCUAGUCCAAUCAGGAGAGGCCACGUGGCAGGGCCGUGGGAUAUUGUUCUGAUGGCGCAGCUGCUGCAGCAGCACGGGGCGGCGUCGCUCGUCUUUUUGAACUCCGUGGAGACGGUGUCGUUCUCUGUGUGGCCAGCCGAUGCUGUCCAACCGGAAGAGUUUUUCCAUGCCCAGGUCCGAGCAGGCAUGGGGUCUCUCAGAGCGCCCUUUCAGGAUCGCAAGGUGCGCAAGCAAGGCUUCCUCUCCAGCCUCUUCGCCCCUGGUGGUGGCAGUAGCAGCAGCAGCGGUAGCAGCAAUAGCAGUCUUAAAGCGUUCACUCUUGACGUUCUCACCAAGUCUCAGUCCCUUGCCCCGCUGCUGGGGAGUAUUGGUGGAGGGGAGGAAGAGGGGAGUGGGGAAGGAGAUGAGAGGGUGGGACAUGGGGAGGGUGAAAGGGAAGGAGAAGGGGAGCAGAGGUUGGAAAAGGGGAAGGGGGGAGAGGAGGUGGGAGGGGAGAGUGCGAAGCUGCAGGAGCAGCAGCAGCAGCAAAAGCAGGAGGAGGAGGAGGAAAGGAGGAGUGGAGGGAGGAUGCGGGUGGUGGGGCAGGGGAGUGGUGCCGGGAAGAAGGCUGCUGGGGUGUCUGACGUGGCGAUUGAUCGUUGGCUUGUGGUGCAGACGUUUGGUGCCGGGAGCUCUCUGGAUAUGGCCCGAAGCAAGAGGUACCUCUCGUUCAACCUCUCACCAGUGGCCGGUGCCGCCACCCGAAUCCUCCGCAACGGCGAAAUCAUCCCCUUCGCCACCACCCACCCCUUUGCCCCACAACAAGAAGCAUUACCACCCCUCUCAACCGUCUCCUCUUCCUCCUCCAACCUCUCCGCCCUCCGCCCGCUCCUCCCGCCCUCCGUUGUUCUCGCGCCGCUGCCCGUGCCUCUCAACCUGCCCUUCCCUGUGGCAAUUUUCGGCCACUUCCUCCUCCUCCGCAACCCCGGAUCCCCUCGCUCCCUCUUCCUCCCUUCCCCCUCUUCCUCUCCCGCGUCCUCCUCCCUCUCCUCCACUCCUUUGCUGCUGUCUGCUGACGUGGCACCGGGCGCCACGUCAGCAGCUGCCACGUCACCGAUGGACGCGCUGAUGCAGGCGUGGAACGAGGAGCUGCUGACAGGUGUCCGCGAGGCGUACAUCGGCCUCCUGCUGGAGAUGCAGAGGAUCAGAAUCGGCGAAUCACGGCUCGUAUCGGGCAUAUCUGGAGUUUCAGGAGUGUCCGCAGCAAUGUCCAGUAGUAUGUCCCAGCAGUCUCAGGGGUUCAGAGGUAGCAACCGGCAGCAUCAGCAGUAUCACCAUCAGCAGCAGCAGCAGUUGAGGGGGGCGUUGUUUCCAGCAGACCAGUUCUACUCCCUCUUCCCACGCUCCUCCGGUCCUGCUCGUACUGCUCUUCCCGCUAUCCCCACUGCUUCCUCUUCCCUGCAUCCCACCUCUUCUCAGCCUGCUUUCCCUGAGAAUGAGCCGGAAAGACAGCCAAUAGGAGCAGCAGGCGCUGCUACAACAAGCGAUGAGGUGGCGCUGCGUGAUUGGAUGGUGCGGCCGAUGUACGUCCGGCUGGCAGAGCUGCCCGUGUGGCAGCUCCACAGUGGAGCAGCCGUGCAAGUCAGCCAAGGAAUGUUCCUCGUCCCGCCCCCGGGCUCUACAACCACCCUCUCUAUAAGCACAGCUUCGACCAGCACUCCUGCCAGCAGCAGCUCCGUUAUAAGCACAUCAAUCACAUCUGCUAAUAGUGGAGCGCCGCCAGAAGCGGUGUGUGAGUUUCUGCGGGCGCACUACCGCGUGUUCAGCGUGCCGUGGGACCUGCUGGGUGAGCUGCAUGCGGCCGGCGUGGCCACUCAGGCACUGACACCUGGCAUGCUGCGGUCGCUGCUGCGCGGACCCAAUGCCACCACGAGCUCUGUUCCUGUGACCACACAGGUCGACCUGCUAGAGUACUGCUGUGCCGACAUCCAACUGCCCGAUCCGGCCUCCUAUCCUGCUCCGCCACCUGGCAGCUCAUCAUCUGCCAGCCAGACUGGCAGCGCUGCCACGUCAGCAGCGUCACGUGGCGCUGCGGGAGCAUUCAGCAUGAUUCCACUGCCCAGAGAGGUGCGGGCUCUCCUGAGGGGCGGAGGAGGGGAAGGGGGAAACAGAGGGGGAGGGGGAGGGGGGGCGGGGGAAAGCAGAGGGUUAGGGGUGGGAGCAGCAGAAGCAUUGCUGCGGAGGCUGGAAGGGGCGAGGAUGGGGGGACUGGGCGGCGCAGCAGCAGCAAGGGGAGGGGGAGGGGGAGCAGGGGGCGGUGGCGGCGGUGGUGGAAGCAGUGGGUUUGGCUCGUGGGGUGGGUAUGCUGGGUACGGUGGCGCUGCUGCUGGUGCUGCUGGUGGUGCUGGUAGUGGUACUAGCACAGCAGGGCAUGGGCAUGGGCAUGGGCAGGGCUAUGGGCAUGGUGGGCAAGGGCAAGGGGAUGGCAUGCGCAGUGAUGCUGAUGCGUUGGCGGAUCUCAUGGCUCAGUUCGGCCGGUCGGUUUUCGAUUUCGGGCAGAAUGUUCUCGACGAGCUUGAUGCUGCCCGCGCAGGUGCGACGGGCAGCGAACAAAUAAACUCGGGAGAAGGAAGGGGAAGAGGGGGAGGAGGGAGAGGAGGAGGUGGGGGAGGAGGGGAGGGAGAGGAGAGGCAUGCACUGACAGAGGAGGAAAGGGAGAGACUUGCAGCAGAGGAAGCUUUCAGGAAGGCAGCAGAAACCAAGGUUGCAGAAAUGAAGGGCGUUCCCAUACCUACUGGUACGGUGUCCGACCCUGCGUUCCGAGCCUUCCAAUCCGAGCCUCAGAGGCACGGUGGGGCCGGCGGGGGUCUGGCUAGGCUCGGGAAAGACCUCCUCAUAGUCGCCACAUGGGACCAGCAGCGGCUGUUGCCGAACCUAGCGCACAGGUUCGUUCACGGAACCUGCCUGGCUCGGCAGCUUCUGAAAGCCCUCUUCCUGCACCCGAGGUUCUGCGAGCUGCUGACGAUGCAGCCAUUCACGUUGCGCCACCUGGCAGACGGGCUGGCUACAGUGUUUUCUCGGCAGCAGAGGGCGGAGGCGGAAGGAGAGAUGCUGAUUGUGUGGGGCGAGGGAGAGGGGGCGGAUGUGUGUGGGGAGGAGGGAGAGCAGGGAGAGAACCAACAGCAGCAGCAGCCACAGCAGCAGCAGCAGCAGCAGGAAACAAAUCGUCCAGUCACUGCCACCACAGCCAUUGCAAGCAGCAGCAGUCUGCAGCAGAGCACCGCUAGGGACUCGCCCUUGGACCCUCUCUCUCCUGCCUGGCUCAGGGCCUUCUGGGCUCUGCUGAAACGCUCCUCCCUUUCUACGGCAACCGCUACCCAGGCACUUGGCAGCAGCAUAGGGCAGCAGGAGUGGGUGGAGAUCUUUGAAUCAUGGCCGUUGAUUCCCGCCGUGACACGUGGCGGCAGUGUACUAGUCAAGGUUGCUUUCCGGGCAGCUGUUUUCGUCCCUCCAGAUGCAGGUGCGGCUCCUGCCGAGCCUCCUGCUGAGCCUCCUGCCGUGCCACCUGCCGAGCCUGUAGUGCCUGUGUCAGAAUUAGGAACUAGUGGGGAAGGUAGUUCAGGGGGAGGUGGCAUUCAGGGCUGGGAAUCUGCUGCAGUGGCAGCUGUAGGGUGGGCUGAUUUUGGAGAUUCAGCUGCUGCUGGUACCUCUGCUGCCUCUGAUGUCUCUUCUCCUGUGGAGGGUUCUGAAGCUGGAGCAGCCAAUGACAGGCUGCCACGUGGCACCACAGCAGAGUCUGAAACCAGAGGGACCACUACUCAGUACCCGCCGAAGCACCUGAGCUCCGAGGUUCGGCGGCUGCUGUGGAGGUUCGACGCGCUGGAACGGGACCACCCGUGGCUGCUCCCGGUCCUGCGGGACAGGCUCGGCAUCCCGAACUUCGACCGGAGGUUCGUCGCUUGCUCCGAAGCACUCCGGUGCUGCGAGGAGGCUCGGAUAGGAGGCUCGGACAACACCCAUCACACCCAGCAGCAGCAGCAGCUGUCUCUGCAGCAGCUGGUGCUGGCUCGGCUGCUAGCAGUUAAAUCAUUUGAUCGGCUUCCUCCCCCUGCUGCUCUCGCUCUAGCUCUCUCUCCUCAGGACUGCGACCACUUAGUCUCGUUCUUCGCCUCUCACGUCCGCUCGCCCUCCUCCUUUCUCCAGUCCCUCGCCAGCACCAUCUCCUCUUCUUCCUCCUCUCCCUCGCCCUACACCCCUCAAGAGCUCGCACUUAUCCGCUCGCUUCCUAUCUUCAAAACCACCCUCGGGAAUUUCACAGCCAUUGACCCUGACUUGCACUGCGUCGCGCCACCUGUCGCGUUCUACCAACCAAAAGAUGCCACGUGUCUGCAGGACAGGGACUCUCCCGGGGAGAAGGCCCUGCUGAGUUGUCUCGGCGUGAGAGUCAUUGACGAGGCGGAUGUUCUCGCGAAAUUUGCGCUGCCCGGAUUUGACGGGCAGGGCGAGGAGGAGAGGGAGAGGGUGCUGCAAUACGUUGUGCAGCACUGGCAGCAGCUGAAGCAGAAGCCAGCCGUUGUGGACGUGCUGAAAGAGACAAAGUUUGUGAUACCAGCGCCGCCCGCCGCCGAUGCUGCCUCUCUCUUCCCUCCUCCUGAUUCCUUCCCUGAAAUCGCUCUCUCUGUUGCCGCUGCCACCACAGCACCCUCCACCACCUCCUCCUCCCCCUACCCUUCCCACCCUCUCGACUCUUUCCCCUCUGCUUCAAUUUCUUCUGCCCGAGUGCGCCCGUGCGAUCUCCUCGACCCAGCCAACGACCUCCUCCGGCAAGUUUUCGUGCACUGCCCAGAAAGGUUCCCGGGCGGGCAGUUUGAAACUUCGCGGUGGCUGCCCGUGCUGCGGGACUGCGGCCUCCAAUCCGCCUUCACUCCCGACCUCUUCCUCCAAUGCGCUUCCGCCGUGGAAGCGCGGUACAUCUCCUUCCUGGAAACUUCCUCUGCUGCUGCAGCAGCAGCUGCAAGUACUGCUGGUGGCACCGCCGCUUCAGCUGCUGCUGUUGGCACUCCAUCGGAUUCGUUUCUGCUGUUUGGAGAAGAGGACCCUUCUCAGGAGAGCGAGACGGGGGACUUUGAGAAUGUGGAUUUGUUUUCGGGAGGCCGCACCACCGGUGGCAGCAGUGGUGGUCUGUCGACUGCUGCUGGAGCAGCAAGAGGAGGAGGGGGGGUGGUGGGAGCGCGGCCAGUGGUGGGGGUGGAGGAGGAGCUGUGGGUGGUGGCAGGGCGGCUGACAGAGGCGCUGCUUGCGAACGUGGCCGUGGUGUUUGGGAGCAGUGCCAUGGAGUCGCUGGGGCAGAUCAGGUUCAUCCCAGCGGAGCGCGGAAUACCGACUGGCGGGGCAGCAGUGGAUCGGCGGUGCCUCGCCAGCUACGCUGCCUGCGUGGCGCCCUCUGAUUGGCCGCUCGCGUGGACGGCGGUGCCUGUGCUGGCGAGGGAAGCCUUUGUCCCGCCGCAGUUCACGUGGCUCAAGCUGGGCCUCAAAUCACCGCCGCCUCUCAGCCUUGUUCUCACACACCUCAAGGUAUUGGGUCGAGGGGGGGGAGAGGAGACGCUUGCCCGUUGGCCAAAUGUGGUGGGAGGCAAGUCAGUGGAAGAAGCCUUCGAGCAAAUCUUCAAGUUCCUCGCCUCCCAUUGGUCCUCCCUCGACCCGCCUGACAUCCGCGCCUUAAAGCCCGUCUCCCUUGUCCCCGUCGCCAACGGCACGCGCCUCGUCCCAGCCUCGGCGCUCUUUGCCAGGCUCGGCCCGGACCUCGCGCCGUACCUGUUCGAGCUGCCUCGGCGGUUCCUGCCAUUCUCCCAGCUACUGGUGGACCUUGGUAUGCACGAUUCGCCUUCUCCCUCUGCCCUCUCCUCCUUCCUCUCUGCCUUGCACCGCUCUUCUGGAGGGCAGAGGCUCAACCCGAACGAGCUACGAGCUGUGCUGAGGAUCCUAAGACUCGUGUGUGAGGGAGAGGAGGAGAAGGGAGGAGGUUCGGGCAGAGGAGGAGGAGAAGCAGGAGGAGGAGGGGUGGCAGGAGCAUUCUCUUCUCUUGCUUCCUCACCCUCGCCUCUGCUUGCUCACGCGGUGGUUCCAGAUGAUUCAUGCCGGCUAGUACCGGCCCAUUCCUGUGUGGUCGUAGACCCAGCGGCUGUGUUCCUAGCCAAUGAAAUCGACCCGCGCUGCUUGCGCCUCGUCCAUCCGCUCCUGCCGCCGAGCCACGCGGCCAGGCUCGGCAUCCCGAGCCUGUCGCAGGUGAUCGAGCAGGAGCUGGACCCGAACCUGCCAUUGCAGCAGGUAGGCUCGGUGGGGGGUGUGUCUCUUAGGAGUGUCGGGGAGAGGAUCAGUAGCAGGGAGUUUGCUGCUGCUUCGUGUUCAUCGCCCCUCUCCUCUUCCUCCUCAUCCUCCGCCGCCUCCUCCUCCUCUCCUUUCUCUUUUCGCACGAGAGAUGUCGCUCCUCCCUCCUCCCACGCCCCACCAUCCUUCUCCCCCAUCCAAUCACGCGAUGACACGUGGCGGGCGCUCACGCGUGCAGCGCAGGGCCUGCGGUUUGUGUCGGCCCUCCACACGCGAUUUGUGAUACUGCCGUCCCGUAAGGUGGUGCCACCAUCUGCUACAGUAGCGUCUCUCCCGCACGUCCUAUCUGCCGCCCUCAGCCAAUUCCUGGGCUCUCCCGUAUGCUUGCCUUUUGCCGCCCUGCUUGACUGUCCACCGAGCCUCCAACCGGGCCUCCGCCGAGCCUUGGCGCUCGGUUCUCCAGCAGCCCUGGUUUCUGCCACCUCUGGCAGCUCUGGAUCAGGUUCGGAAGCGGAAGGCGAAGAGGAGGGGCGUUUGGGUGCAGAACUAGCCUCGGAAGGGCAGGCUCGGAUGCCAAGCCUGUGGCAGCAGCGGGUGGCGGCGGAAAGGGGAGGCAUGCCUGGGGAGGUUGUAGCAGCUGCUGACGUGGCACUGCUACAGUGCCACCCACUGAGGCCGUUCCACGCAGGGGAGGUUGUAGCGUGGAGAGAGGAGAGAGGGGGAGGAGGCGGGGGGUUGCUAGCAGGCAAAUGGUUUGGGCAGGGGCAGGGGGCAGGAGGAGGAGGGGGAAGCGGUACAGCAGCAGGGAGCACACUUGAUCCUGCCUCAUCCUCGCCCGCAGCACCCGCAUCCACGCUGCGCUAUGGCCGCGUGGUGGCGGACGUGAGGGCGACAGCAGGCCAGGCGCUGUGCCGCGUGCAGGUGGAGACCUUCCCCAACGAGAUGCGCCUGCUGCUCUCCUCCUCCAUCCUCUCCUUCAAAUCCUCCACCUCCUCUUCGGCUUCGGCUGCUGCAGCUGCGGCAACAGCAGCACCAGGAGAAGAGAUUGCUCCUCCCUCUGCUGCUGCUGCCGCCUCCCCGGGCUCGUCGGCUCUUCCUCCUGCUUCUCCCGGUUUGGACGCUGCCAGCUCAGCAGCGGGGGCUGUGCCAGCUGGUGCCACGUCAGCGCCAUCGGUGGUCCCGCCUGGCGAGGUGGUGCGGGCCGUGAACGACAUGCUGGCGGCGGCGGGGAUCCCACUGGGCGGCGGACAGCAACGGCUGCUGACUCAGCUGCUGAUGAUGCAGGAACAGGUGGCGGCGGUGGAGGCCACGCUGGCACAUGAACAGGCACGAGCGGAGCAGGCAGAGAAGGAAGCAGAGACAGCCAAGGCGGCGUGGACGUGCCGCAUCUGCCUGGCUGCUGACGUCAGCGCGGUGCUGGUGCCAUGCGGGCACGUGCUGUGCGCCAGCUGUAUCGCUAGCGUGCACCGCUGCCCCUUCUGCCGCUCCCACGUGGCGCAGACAGUGCGCCUUUUCAGGCCGUAG